Messenger RNA from Humulus lupulus (European hop), 3135 nucleotides. Its product is annotated as subtilisin-like protease SBT2.5. The record is from RefSeq and is a predicted model, not a curated record. Gene Ontology annotation, biological process: proteolysis. Gene Ontology annotation, molecular function: serine-type endopeptidase activity. The transcript is spliced from 11 exons. NCBI's taxonomy places the organism in Eukaryota, Viridiplantae, Streptophyta, Magnoliopsida, Rosales, Cannabaceae. Bases 464 to 2917 code for a protein of 817 amino acids.
CUCUCCGUCGUCUUCGGCUUCCUGUCUGUACCUUCCCCCCAAUCCAUGAAAAAGUAAAAAAAUAAUUAUAUAAAAGAAUAACAAAUAUGUCAAUAAUGGAAAAACCCUAACUACCACUUCACACUACUACUACUACUACUACUACUUCUUCUCUUUCGCUCUCACUCACUGAAAAUCCAUAUCAUCAUCAUCAUUAACAUACUGAAUUGCCAUAUCCAGUAGCUCGUUCCUGCGAUCGAUCUCGGUCUCUCACUGCUCAAUGUGAGCCGUUAGAUCUCCGUUUCAGGCAAUGCUAUUUGCCUUUAUGUGAUCAAAACUCCGCUUUCCAUUUGCUGAUCCUGCUCUGCUCUGAUCUCUCGUUGACUUCAUCACCUCAUCUCCAUGUGAAUCUACCUAGCUUACCUUCUACGUUUUCUUCACUGGAUCUCUAUAUUGGUACAAACUGAUACUUGAAUCCGUUAAAAUGGGAGCUUUGGAGUCUGGGUUUCAAGUUUUGCUUUGUUUGGCCCUUCUACUAGUUGCAAAAGCAGAGGUUUACAUAGUGACCAUUGACGGAGAGCCUGUAGUAAGUUACAAAGGUGGCGUUGAUGGUUUUGAAGCCACCGCUGUGGAAUCUGAUGAGAAGAUAGAUACUUCCAGUGACUUGGUCACCUCCUAUGCUCGUCACCUUGAAAUGAAACAUGAUAUGCUUCUUGGCUUGCUCUUUGAGCGUGGCACCUACGAAAAGCUCUAUAGCUAUCGACAUCUUAUAAACGGCUUUUCAGUUCAUGUUUCUCCGGAACAGGCAGAAACCUUAAGACGUACUCCAGGUGUGAAAUCGGUGGAGAGAGACUGGAAGGUACGGAGACUUACAACACACACUCCGCAGUUUUUGGGGCUUCCAACUGGAGUAUGGCCAACAGGAGGUGGCUUUGACAGGGCUGGAGAGGAUAUAGUGAUAGGGUUUGUGGACUCUGGAAUUUACCCACACCAUCCUAGCUUUGCUACCCACCAUACUGAUCCAUAUGGACCUGUUCCAAAGUACAGAGGAAAGUGUGAAAUUGAUCCAGACACUAAGAUGGACUUUUGCAAUGGAAAAGUAAUUGGAGCCCAACAUUUUGCCAAAGCUGCAAAAGCAGCUGGGGCAUUUAACCCUUCAAUUGAUUUUGCAUCUCCCUUGGAUGGCGAUGGACAUGGAAGUCAUACAGCGGCUAUUGCAGCGGGGAAUAAUGGAAUUCCUGUUCGAAUGCACGGUCAUGAAUUUGGAAAAGCAAGUGGGAUGGCUCCACGUGCCAGGAUUGCUGUGUACAAAGCACUUUACAGACUCUUUGGAGGAUUUAUUGCAGAUGUAGUAGCUGCAAUUGAUCAGGCCGUAUAUGAUGGAGUGGAUAUACUCAGCCUUUCAGUAGGGCCAAACAGUCCACCCGCUACAACGAAGACCACUUUUCUAAAUCCUUUUGAUGCUACACUUCUAGCAGCAGUGAAAGCAGGUGUAUUUGUUGCACAAGCAGCUGGAAAUGGAGGCCCUUUUCCAAAAACUUUGGUUUCCUAUAGCCCAUGGAUAGCAUCUGUAGCUGCUGCAGUUGAUGACCGCAGAUACAAAAAUCAUCUGACCCUUGGAAAUGGAAAAAUAUUAACCGGAAUGGGGUUGUCUCCUUCAACACAUCUAAAUCAAACAUAUACAUUGGUUGCUGCAAACGAUGUCUUGCUCGAUUCUUCAGUAAUGAGGUAUAGCCCCUCCGACUGCCAGAGACCGGAAGUUCUGAACAAGAAGUUGAUUGAGGGGAAUAUUCUUCUUUGUGGCUAUUCCUUCAAUUUUGUUGUUGGUACAGCGUCGAUGAAGAAAGUUUCAGAAACAGCAAAGGCUCUUGGUGCAGUUGGCUUUGUUCUUGCUGUGGAAAAUGUUUCUCCUGGGAUGAAGUUUGAUCCUGUUCCUGUUGGCAUUCCUGGAAUUCUUAUCACAGAUGUCAGCAAGUCACUGGAUCUCAUAGACUAUUAUAAUAUCUCUACAUCAAGAGAUUGGACUGGACGAGUAAAAAGCUUCAAAGGUGAAGGGAGGAUUGGAGAUGGUUUGAUGCCAAUACUCCAUAAAUCAGCACCUCAGGUGGCAAUAUACUCGGCUCGGGGGCCGAACAUUAAGGAUUUUGGCUUCCAAGAUGCAGAUCUUCUUAAACCUGAUAUUCUAGCACCUGGUUCUCUUAUAUGGGCUGCAUGGUCUCCAAAUGGAACAGACGAGCCUAACUAUGCCGGAGAGGGAUUUGCCAUGAUAUCUGGAACUAGCAUGGCUGCCCCACAUAUAGCAGGAAUAGCUGCUCUUGUAAAGCAGAAGCAUCCUACCUGGAGCCCUGCUGCCAUUAAAUCAGCAUUGAUGACAACAUCAACCACGAUGGACAGAGGAGGAAGACCUAUUCAAGCACAACAAUAUUCUGAAACCGAAGCCUUGAAGCUAGUCACUGCAACACCUUUUGAUUAUGGGAGUGGUCAUGUUAAUCCACGAGCUGCAUUAGAUCCUGGACUCAUCUUUGAUGCAGGUUACGAAGAUUACUUGGGCUUCUUGUGCACAACGCCUGGAAUUGAUGUUCAUGAGAUAAAGAACUAUACAAACUCACCUUGCAACUACAGCAUGGGCAAACCAUCCAAUCUCAACACCCCAUCCAUCACAGUCUCUCAUCUGGUGAAAACAAGAAUUGUUACACGAACGGUUACAAAUGUCGCCGAGGAAGAAACAUACGUAAUCAAAACAAGAAUGGCUCCAGCCAUUGCCAUUGAAGCCAACCCUCCGGCAAUGACCCUGAGACCUGGUGCCUCGAGGAAAUUCACAGUUACUCUCACAGUUCGAUCUGUGACUGGAACCUACAGUUUUGGUGAGGUUCUAAUGAAAGGCAAUAGGGGUCACCUGGUAAGGAUCCCAGUUGUAGCCAUGGGAUACCAACGAUAGUUUGGCAUAGUUAUCUAAUAUUAAGGGGUUUUGUGAUUGAUAUAUUCUUUAUAAUUUGUGGGAAUAAGAUAAUGAGGCUAGAAUGUAUUUGUCUAAGUAUAUGUAAACUGUAAAGAUGACUGGUAUAAGGGGGAGACUCCUAGUUUCUUCCACUUAAGUUUUGCUAAUUUGUUCAGUGAUUUGGCAUACUCGACCAUAAUGAAGUUCGUUUCUACUCA